AUGAAGUCCAGUCCUGGCAUCCAAGCCGCCAUCGACCUCACAGCGGGGGCCGCCGGGGGAACAGCGUGUGUACUGACCGGGCAGCCCUUCGACACAAUAAAAGUGAAGAUGCAGACGUUUCCCAACCUGUACAAGGGCCUCACCGACUGCUUCCUGAAGACGUACGCCCAAGUAGGUCUCUCGGGCUUCUACAGGGGCACUGGCCCGGCACUGAUGGCCUAUGUCGCCGAAAACUCGGUCCUCUUCAUGUGCUACGGGUUCUGCCAGCAGUUUGUUAGGAAAAUGGCUGGACUGGACAAGCAGGCAAAGCUGAGUGAUCUACAGACUGCGACCGCUGGGUCCCUUGCCUCUGCUUUUGCCGCGUUGGCUCUCUGCCCCACUGAGCUUGUGAAGUGCCGGCUACAGACCAUGUAUGAAAUGGAGAUGUCAGGGAAGAUAGCAAAAAGCCAUAAUACAAUUUGGUCUGUCGUGAAGAGCAUCCUUAAAAAGGAUGGCCCCUUGGGCUUCUACCACGGAUUCUCCAGUACUCUACUUCAAGAAGUACCGGGUUACUUCUUUUUCUUUGGUGGCUAUGAACUGAGCCGAUCGUUUUUUGCAUCAGGGAGAUCAAAAGAUGAACUAGGCCCUGUCCAUUUGAUGUUAAGUGGUGGAGUUGCUGGAGUUUCUCUCUGGCUUGUCGUGUUCCCAGUGGAUUGUAUUAAAUCCAGAAUUCAAGUUCUUUCUAUGUAUGGAAAACAGGCAGGAUUUAUUGGUACCCUCUUAAGUGUUGUGACAAAUGAAGGAAUAGCAGCCUUAUAUUCUGGACUGAAAGCUACUAUGAUUCGAGCAGUCCCUGCAAAUGGGGCGCUGUUUGUGGUCUAUGAAUACAGCAGGAAGAUGAUGAUGAGCCAGUUGGAAGCAGACUGA
This is a messenger RNA of Cebus imitator (Panamanian white-faced capuchin), 906 nucleotides long. Its product is annotated as mitochondrial ornithine transporter 2. The coding region runs from base 1 to 906 and encodes 301 amino acids. Gene Ontology annotation, biological process: mitochondrial L-ornithine transmembrane transport. The record is from RefSeq and is a predicted model, not a curated record. The transcript has a single exon. Gene Ontology annotation, molecular function: L-ornithine transmembrane transporter activity. NCBI's taxonomy places the organism in Eukaryota, Metazoa, Chordata, Mammalia, Primates, Cebidae.